Penicillium brevicompactum is the source of this 1755-nucleotide messenger RNA. RefSeq lists its product as uncharacterized. The record is from RefSeq and is a predicted model, not a curated record. The coding region runs from base 1 to 1755 and encodes 584 amino acids. The transcript has a single exon. Lineage: Eukaryota; Fungi; Ascomycota; Eurotiomycetes; Eurotiales; Aspergillaceae.
AUGGACACUGGCGGUCUUACUCAAAUGACUUACAAUUCUUCUUUCAAUAAUGGCGGCUCCCUGGGAGUGCCCGGGUCUGGCUUUGCUUCACGCGGCAAAGGCUCUCACAUCAAGCGGCUGAGUGUGCCUCCCCAGGUUGCCACCAUCGAUGAGUCUCAGACAUCGGCUUCAGUCUCGACACCGCGCACCAGUCGCUCUCACCUCUUGGCUGGACUGCGAACUGCUCCCAAGUCUGCGACGAUUCCUUCUCACCAUCAACAGCGAAGCGGCAUGGAAGAUUCACGCUUCCCUGGUUUUCCCAAUCGAGGAUCAGAUCGAGUUCCACAAACUGCGACUGGAACUGGAUUCCCACAGCAGGCUUACGCGCCAACUCAGAAAAUGAACUCGCACUCACACCCGCAUCACAAUCCACGUCAACACUCCCACCAAAGUUCGCACAACAACCGCGUGGCUUAUACCAUGCCGGAGCAGGUACUAGCACCACCAAUGCUCGAAAUGACUGGUGGGGAAAUUCCUGAUGAGAGCAUGUAUGCGGAGUUGAUGUCAACCAAUUUGUUUCUGGCUGCGCAGCAACAGCGCUUGCAGCAGCAACUCAUCAGCGUCACCGCUGCAGCUCAACAAUUCCAGAACCUCAAUCUGGGAUUGUCACUUCAGCAACAGCAGCAGAAUCUUCCCCAAAUGUCCAAUGCCAAUUUGGGUUUCUAUCAACAACAACUUCAGCAGGGCGUUCAACCCAUCGUGCAGGCUGUUCCUGGCCAGCCUGGAAUGUAUUGUGUAUUCAAUCCUCUAACCGGCCAGCAAAGCUUUAUCAUGGACAACAACUCCCAGGAGGAUUAUUCCCACCAGUCUCCCCAUGAUGUUCAGACCCAUUACGGCCACCAGGUGCCACAAUUCCGCGCCGAAAUUUCUCCCCCCGCAGAUUCUGAGCAGUCUCCCAUGCAGUUCCCACAGUCGGCUCCCCCUGCUGGUAGCCCAUCUCCUCCUCAUGAAUCAGCCGUCAAUGCUCUUCGCAGAAGUCACCGCAAGAACCCUUCGUUCAACCCUGGAAUCAAGACGAACAUCGAUACUUCCAAGGCGAACAUCGGUUCCGGCCCUCGGUCCGCUGCUCUUCCCCCAACUCCGGCCACUGGAACAUUUGGACCCGGUCAAGGCCGUGCUGGCGAGCACCCAAUGCGCCAGCCUCGUGGACCUCCUUCACUCGAGGAUCUUGUGGCCAAGCCAACAUCGAAGCACGAGGGCAGCAAGAACUUCGCGACCCGUCAGCGACGCCGAGCUGUUCAUAAUUUAUUACGUGCUGGGAUCGAACGCCGUGGUGAUACGCGCAGCUUUGGAUAUCAUAGCAGCGGAGGUACCAACACUCCCGCAAGCGAAAAGGAGUUCACUUUUUCCGAUGGCGAUGAUGCUACUGUGCGCAGUGGAGGCAGUCUUUCCAGUAAGCCAAGUCUCGGAAGUCUUCGGGCGGUGGCCAAUGGCGCUAUAGGGUCUGAGAGAAAGGAGAAGUCCGGCCGGGAUCGCAACUCCCCCGACAGUCCCUUCCAUAGUGCUACCCCAACUAGCGAGGAUGGCUACUUUGGGUCCAAGUUCGUGGAUGUUCGCGGGGACUACGUUCCCUCGCCAAGUGCCAGUGGCACCUCUUCGCCCUCGGUGGCGGCUGUUGUUGCUGGCCAGGGGCCAGUGGCCCAAGCACCAGAGCGGCGCAAGACGCCUAUGCUGGUGCUGUCCAGUGCUGAAAAGCGCAAGACCCCUUUCAUGUAA